AUGGGCGAUAAGCCUAUUUCCACUAACGAUAUGAACAACACCAACAGUCCUUCUCAACACACACUUAACAAUCAAACAUUUGCAGAGAUAGCUUCAAAUACCACUUUACCGAAAAUGAACCAAGCAAUCGUUUUCAAUUCCAUCAAUAACAUUAAACAAAUUGAAUAUGUAUCGGCAAUCAGUAAAAUCGUACCUGCUGAGAAUAUCAUAUUUGUUUCGCGUAUUUCCAACAACAGAUUUUGCGUCUUUUUUAACAGCCAAACCGUUAUGGAAAAUUUACUAAAAACUCAUUCAUCAAUUCACGUCAAUGGUAUUGAUAUUCCUAUUCGAAGACUUAUUAACGCUUCUAAGAGAAUCAUUUUAUCAAAUGUUUACCCUACCAUUCCCAAUCAACUCAUAUUAAACGCUCUCCAUCAACUAGGAAUCAAAACUACGUCGCAAAUUACACACAUGAAAGCUGGAUUCGCUACAGAGCAAUUUUCACACAUACUUAGUUUCAGAAGACAAAUAUACAUAAAUCAAGAUAGCGCGACCAAACUACCUAACUCAAUCACCGUAACCGUAGAGAACACUACGUUCAGAAUAUUUAUCACUGAUGAUAUCGUAACUUGUUUCCAAUGCCACCAAACUGGUCAUUUUUCUAGCCAAUGCAAAAAUAUACCUGAUCCAAUUAAUGUCAUUAAUGAGACUGAAACCGUAACGGAAACCCUUAUUGAUUUAUCAUCAACUACAAUUGAAGAUAAUAACUUAUCUUCCUCGUUACCUAUUGUCAGUACUCAAAAUUAUCAUAACACCCAGGAUAGUGAAAGUGUAUUAUUAGACCAAGUGGUUGACAAAGAUAUUAUUACUUCAUAUGAACAGCCAAAUAAACCUUCACUGAUUGACAAACUUAAAUUGACUGCUAACCAUAGAACCAAAGUACCGCCUCUUCAGCCAGCCAAACGUCCAGCUCCUUCUACCUCAUCUGCGUCUCAGCCUCCAUCACCAAAAUCGUUUCAACCAUCUAGCCCUCCUCCUCAAUCAACAAUGAAGCCUCCUGGCAGCAACACACUUGAUGGUCGAACCCAACAAUCCAAAAACCCCAAAGGUAGUGUAAGCAAAAAACUAAAAGUAAGGACCAAUUCCAUCUCCAGUGAUACAGUACAUACAAAUAUUGAUGAAUGUUUUGAUUCCACUCGAGAUCUGUUUGACACACACCUGGAUUUUUCUUUAACCUUUGACCAAUUUAGAGAUUUCUUCGAAAGUUCAAAAGGUUGCUCCGAUCUCGAAAAUUUAUGUAACAAAUACGCUUGUAGUCCAGAUGAUAUUUUAGAAAUUAUUUCAACUAUUUACCCUAAUGUAACAGUUAAAAGCGCUAAAAAUCGUCUAACCAGAUUAUCUAAUGCAUUGAAAAAAAUAAUUCAAGACUUCAAUGCCUGUCAGAACGCGGAUCCUGACGGGGAUGAUGAUGAAACCUUCUAG
Molecule: messenger RNA, 1461 nt
Organism: Macrosiphum euphorbiae (potato aphid)
Lineage: Eukaryota; Metazoa; Arthropoda; Insecta; Hemiptera; Aphididae
Source: the annotation of a GenBank genome assembly